AUGGAUCCCGAUAAUAGAAAUGAAUCUCAAACUUCCCAGAAAAACGUUGUCUUAGCUGAAGUUAUAAUUGAUGGCGUUCUUGAUCCCUUCAAUAGAAAUCGAAAUUCAGAAAACGCAGAAACCUCCCAACCAGCACAAUUUUCUGUUGAGCUAUUUACCGGUUCACCACCACCACCAGCUUCCUUGAGGAAGUAUAUUGUUAUUGUUAUUCCUAACUUUCCAAAGACUAAAGAAAAUUUGAUUGAAAUGCGUCCUUGGAGUACUACAGAAGCUGCCUAUCUUUUAAAGCUCAAUGAAAAACAUGGCCGUGAUUGGAAAAUUAUAUCUGAAUUACUUGGACGAACUCAGAAAGACUGUUACAACAAGUAA
Dentiscutata erythropus is the source of this 369-nucleotide messenger RNA. NCBI's taxonomy places the organism in Eukaryota, Fungi, Glomeromycota, Glomeromycetes, Diversisporales, Gigasporaceae. The record is from the annotation of a GenBank genome assembly.